Alternaria atra is the source of this 357-nucleotide messenger RNA. RefSeq lists its product as uncharacterized. Bases 1 to 357 code for a protein of 118 amino acids. The record is from RefSeq and is a predicted model, not a curated record. The transcript is spliced from 2 exons. Lineage: Eukaryota; Fungi; Ascomycota; Dothideomycetes; Pleosporales; Pleosporaceae.
AUGCACUUCACCACAGUAUUAUUCGUCGCCUGCGCCAUCGCCUUGCCUUUCAUACCUUCUGAGCUUUCCAAAGACGUCGGGUGCGUUACCGAUGGCGAAGGCAAGGUCUAUCAGCUCGAGGUCACUGGUCACAACAACGUUCGCGUGAUCACAUCGGAUAGGAAGGAUGGCUGGUACAUAAAUCCCACCAGCUACCAUGUGGAGGCAGCACAUGCUUGCAACUUCUACAGCGAGGCAACCCGCGGCGUUGGAUAUCUCAUUGGCGAAUUUCAGGGCCCAGUUGACGCCGACUUCGGUAGUCACUGGGCGGCGUUCUACGAGUGCUGGGAUAACGAUCUCGAGCCCAUGUCUCCAUAA